Dujonia railenensis is the source of this 1188-nucleotide messenger RNA. The record is from the annotation of a GenBank genome assembly. Lineage: Eukaryota; Fungi; Ascomycota; Pichiomycetes; Serinales; Debaryomycetaceae.
AUGCCACCAAAGAAGAAGAACGUUCAAGAAAAGCCAAUCUUAUUAGGAAGACCAGGUAACAACUUGAAGUCCGGUAUCGUUGGAUUGGCCAACGUUGGUAAAUCCACCUUUUUCCAAGCUGUGACCAAAUCACCAUUAGGUAACCCAGCCAAUUACCCUUUUGCAACCAUUGAGCCAGAAGAAGCUAGAGUUAUUGUGCCAUCACCAAGAUUCGACACAUUAUGUGACAUUUACAAGCCAAAGUCCGAGGUUCCAGCUUUCAUGACAUUGUACGAUAUCGCUGGUUUGACCAAGGGUGCACACUCUGGUGAAGGUUUAGGUAACAAUUUCUUAGCCAAUAUUAGAGCUGUCGAUGCUAUUUUCCAAAUGGUCAGAGCCUUCGAUGACGCCGACGUUAUCCAUGUUAUGUCAGAAGUCAACCCAUACCAAGAUUUGGAAAUUAUUAAAGAUGAAUUAAGAUUAAAAGAUAUCGAAUUCGCCAAGAAGCACUUGGAAGGUGUUGAAAAGAUCACCAAGAGAGGUGGACAAUCAUUGGAAGUGAAGCAAAAGAAGGAAGAAGGUGAAUUAGUCAAGAGAAUCAUUGAAUUAUUAGAAGAUGGACAAAGAGUUGCCAACCAAAAAUGGACUUCCAAGGAAGUUGAAUUAAUCAACCAAAUGUUCCUUUUAACCGCAAAGCCAACUAUUUACUUGAUCAAUUUGUCUGAAAGGGAUUACAUCAGAAAGAAGAAUAAGCAUUUACUUCAAAUCAAGGAAUGGGUUGAUAAAUACUCUCCAGGUGAUAUGAUUGUUCCAAUCAGUGUUUCCUUGGAAGAAAGAUUAUCUACCAUGACUACUGAAGAAGCCAAUGAAGAAUGUAAGAAGAUUGGUGCCACUUCUGCCUUGCCAAAAAUUAUCACUGCCAUGAGAUCUAAGUUAGAUUUGAUUUCAUUCUUUACUGGUGGUCCAGAUGAAGUUAGAGAAUGGACCAUUAGAAGAUGGUACACUGCUCCUCAAGCCGCUGGUACUAUCCACGGUGAUUUACAAAGAACUUUCAUCUUGGCCCAAGUUAUUAAGUACGAUGACUUGAUCGAGUAUAAGGACGAGGCAAGUGUUAAAGCUGCUGGUAAAUUGUUACAAAAGGGUAAGGACUAUUAUGUUGAAGAUGGUGACAUCAUUUUCAUUAAGGCAGCUGAAGGUAAGGCUCGUUAA